AUGGUGGCCAGCGACGCGGGUAUCGCGUGGCUCGUCCGCGAGGCAAUGGACGGCCGCGGAAGGAUCAAGCUUAGGAAGCUUUCACGCAGCCGUAUGUCGCGGGCCGCCGUUUCCGCUACCAAGCUGAAGCAGUGCGUCAGAAAACAGCCGGCUAAAAUAAGGAAAUGCAUGUGCCUGCCAUCCAAUUACGCCCUCGUUGAAUUCCCCUUGGUCUGGUCCGAGCUUAGAGCAAACCAACAACUGUGCGAUGGUGCAAUAAGGUGUGCCACAGGCCACGUUUUCCCGGUGCAUCGCGCUAUUUUAUCCGCGGUCAGCCCAUAUUUCAAGGCUCUCUUCACCAACAGCCUGAAAGGCGGGAAGACGGAAACCACGGAGGUCGCGAUUGAUUCGGUCCCCGGGAAAAUUUUCAGCCUGAUCCUCGAUUAUGCUUACACUGGCACAUGCAACGUGAACGCCGACAAUGUCGAACAACUUUUACCCCUCGCCGAUCAAUUCGAGGUCCUGGGUGUCGUUCAGCUCUGCUGCCAGUUUCUUUUGCAGGAGCUUCGCCCGGAAAAUUGCUUAGGAAUCUUCAAAUUCGCUCGUCACUAUUUCUGCCGCGACCUAGAAGAGAAGGGCCGGAAAUACAUUCGCCAUCAUUUUAAGCGGAUACUGCAAGAGAGCCCGGAAUUCAAAGAGCUGACGAGCAAGGAACUUGAGGCGAUUCUACGUGACGACGAGUUGAACGUUAAAAACGAAGAAAUAGUUUUCGAGGCCGUUAAAACCUGGCUCGAGCAUAACGUCGAUGAAAGAAGGCCUUAUUUACCCAGGCUCUUGAAAUGUGUGCGCUACGGUUUGAUGAGCUACAACUUCUUCACGAACAAUGUUCUCACGUGGAAGAUUAUCGAGGAGGAUGAAUCAUGCCAGCAAGUACUAGCUCCCGCAAACCAAUACCUAAAAGAGCAGGAAGCGAAACAAGGGAGCGGCGAAAUCGAUUUGAACAAUCCCCUGGCUAAACCUCGUAUCCCUUACGAGAUCCUGUUCGCGAUCGGUGGCUGGAGUGCCGGUUCCCCGACGAAUUUUGUGGAAACCUACGACACGAGAGCUGACAGAUGGUUUCUAUCAGUGAGCACGGACGCAACACCGAGGGCCUACCACGGCCUGUGCACGUUGAACAAUUUGAUCUACAUGAUCGGCGGGUUCGACGGCAACCAGCACUUCAACACGGUCAGAUGCUUUGAUCCAGUGACGAGGGAGUGGCGUGAACGGGCGUGCAUGUAUCACGCGAGGUGUUACGUCAGCGUUUGCACCCACGGAGGAAAGAUAUACGCGCUUGGCGGGUACAAUGGCCGCACCAGAAUGAGCUCAGGGGAAAGAUACGAACCGCAAAGGAACCAAUGGGAGAUGAUACCGCCGAUGCACAGGCAGAGAUCGGACGCGAGCGCUGCCGCCUUGCAGGACAAGAUUUACAUCGUCGGCGGUUUCAGCGGUCGUGAAGUUCUGAAUUCCGCGGAGGUAUUCGACGUGGAGACCAAUCAGUGGACCUACAUCCAUCCUAUGAUCAAUCCGCGGUCUGGCGUCUCUUUGGUCGCGUUUCGAGACAGCCUUUAUGCGUUGGGUGGCUUCAACGGCUUCAUCAGGCUUAGCUCUGGGGAGCGUUACAAUCCGAAUCAUUCGGAGGAUUGGCACGCGGUUCCAGAGAUGUUCAGCCCCCGCAGCAAUUUCGCCACGGUCAUUCUGGACGAUAUGAUAUUCGUCGUUGGUGGAUUCAAUGGCUCGACAACGAUUGCAUACGCGGAAUGUUACGAUGCGGACAGCAAUGAAUGGUACGAUGCAUCACCGAUGAAUUUGAAUCGUAGUGCCUUGAGUGCAUGCGUAAUCUCUGGUCUCGCGAAUGCACGUGAAUAUUCUUAUCACGGCAAAGCACGAGAUCUUGGUCAAGGUCAAGCUUCGUCAGAGAAUCAACAGAAAACCAUCCAGGGUGGAGAGGGUGCAGUGGAAACGAAUGCCAAUAUUUCCACCGAAGAAGAGGAGACGGUGAACUUCGAUGAACACGUUCAAAGGGAGGUGAUCCCCAUGAACGAGAUGGCUGAAAGUGUCGGCAAUUAUUUAGGAUAAUCCUACGACACUGUUCAGCGCGCGAGAUAGAAUUUUCAAAAUUUUAAAAUAUAAAAAAAAAACAAACAUUAUUUCGGAAGAUGAUUGUUUCACGAAUACGCAAGAUUUUUCUAUCGCUAUUUAUUUAUUAAAAACACUAUGAAAAUGGCAGAAAAAUUCAAUUAUAAUGUUUAACAUGGUGUGUAAAAUAAAUAAUCCGAUGUAUCUUCUAAAUAAUAAUUUCAGUUGAAAAAUAUUUCGGAUGAAAGUUAUAUACCUUUCAAGAAGAUGUGAGUAUUUUCUUAUGAAUCGAUGUAUAGAGUAUACACGAUGAUUAAACUAUUUUUUUUUUUUUAAAUUUAAAAAAAUACAUCAUUGCGCCAUCUCCUUGAAAUCGUUCAACUUUUAUCAGAAUAUUUUUCAUCGAUAAUUAUUAUUUAAAGGGAAAAAUCAAGAUAUAGAUCGACAAAUUGAACUGGAUAUUAAAACUUUCUGCUUGAAGAAAUAAUCAUAUGGCGAUGUAAAAUUCUCAAAUAUUCGUGAAACAAAAAAAAGAAAAAAAAAAGAAAAAAAAAAGUUUGAAAGAAAUAAAUUUAUAGGGAUAAUUAAAGGAAAAAAAAGUUAAUAGACAGGACCAGAGGCUUAGGAAAUAAAAACAUGGUAGGUAUACAGAAUUUAUCAAGUUAACCAUUUUUUUUAUAUUUAGUUUUACGAUAAAAAUUUGUCGCGUAAAGCCUUUACGCGGGUUUUAACGAAAAUUAGGUCUUUCAAUUUUUAAUCGAAAAUCGCAAUUUUGUAAGUGAUAUUAUUUUUCUGUUAAGCUAUUAUUUAUCUUUUUUUUUUUUUUUUCAUUUUUUUUUUUUGUCUUCUUUUUAUGGAGGACUUGCGCCUCGUGAAAUUUUUUUCAAGGUUUUCCCAUCCACGAGGAUCAUGGAUUUUAUCGAUUUUCGUAUUAGCGAAUAACUUAUGAAUUUUAUUGUGGCUUUGACAAAUUUUUUUUUUUUUUCCUCUCGUUAAGACGUUUUUUUCCCCUAACCAAGAAGUGCGAUUCGAAAUAAAGAUACACAUGCACGGUUGUUUCAAUUCUGGCGUCCCAGAAUUUUUUUGUUUCCCCCCUUUUUUUUUCCUCUUUCUUUUUGAUUAAUAAUUAGUCGAGUCUAAAUUGUUAUUUUUUGAUGUAUACGUUUUUCUUGCCCCUGCACGUGUAUCUCAUAUAGCACGAUUAUUCUUUUUUGGACGAGAUCCUGUGCCUUGGUCUGUUAUUUUAAUCGAAUAAAAUUUAUACAGAUUAAGAACAUGCUUAUCUUUUGAUUUUUGGACAAUAAUUUUUAUCAAGAUUAAUCAUUAUAUUUUAAAUUAAAGAUACAAUUUGAUUUAAUUUCUUGAAAAAAAUUUAUAUCGACGAUGUGGCAAUUACCAUGUUAAGUUCAUAAUUAUCAAUUGAAAUGAUUUAUGUAUCUAUAUUAUUCAAGAACCAUAUCACUUUUUUUCAGAUAUUUAAUUUUUAGAUAUUUGUA
Messenger RNA from Apis laboriosa (Himalayan honeybee), 3593 nucleotides. RefSeq names its product kelch-like protein 10. Gene Ontology annotation, molecular function: protein binding. The record is from RefSeq and is a predicted model, not a curated record. Lineage: Eukaryota; Metazoa; Arthropoda; Insecta; Hymenoptera; Apidae. The transcript is spliced from 9 exons. The coding region runs from base 1 to 2097 and encodes 698 amino acids.